GACGUCUCUUAACUAAUAAACAUCAAAUUUUUCUCUCUGUUGUGACUGUACAAUAAAAAAUAUUAAAAAUGAAAGUUAUCUGUUUCUUAGCAUUCGCUGUUCUCAUCGCCUCAGUUUACGCUGAAACACCAAUUGAAGACAUUGAGGCUCAUGUAGAAGAAAAUGAAUACAAAGCAAAUGAUGAUGCUGGAUAUAAAUAUAACUACAGAACAUCAAACAAGAUCCAAGCUACUGAAGAAGGUGAUGGAACCAACAUUGUUGAAGGAUCAUACUCAUAUGUCGACCCAGAGGGCAAAACACACACAGUCACAUACAUUGCUGGUGCCGGAAUCGGAUUCAAGCCAUUAGGUGAUGAUAUCCAUCCAGAUGUUUCUGCUGCCAUCGAUCUUAACCUCAAGAACCCACCACAAGAAGAAAAGAAAGAGUAAAGAAAUGAUUUAUGAAGACUGUUGACUGCACUUUAUGUGCAAUAUACAAAUUAAUGUGAAAUUAUUAAAAUUUAAAAAAUACUCCAAAAAUUAAGCGUCGUGUUAUGCAUUAAUUAGUGAAAAAAUAAUAAAUUUUGUUUACGAAACCGAAUUCCAAAAGUAAUUAACUUAUUUAUCGAC
This is a messenger RNA of Chironomus riparius, 608 nucleotides long. NCBI's taxonomy places the organism in Eukaryota, Metazoa, Arthropoda, Insecta, Diptera, Chironomidae. The record is from the annotation of a GenBank genome assembly.